Neltuma alba is the source of this 1290-nucleotide messenger RNA. Its product is annotated as F-box protein At4g35930-like. The transcript has 5 exons. Bases 198 to 998 code for a protein of 266 amino acids. Lineage: Eukaryota; Viridiplantae; Streptophyta; Magnoliopsida; Fabales; Fabaceae. The record is from RefSeq and is a predicted model, not a curated record. Gene Ontology annotation, molecular function: protein binding.
UCUUCCCUCCUCUCUGCCUCUCUCUUCCCCCCAACCUUCAUGUUUGCCCUGUCGCUGUCUAACUCAAAUUCCUAUUUUCUCUCUCCAGAAUUUCUGCGCAGUGCGACCUACUCUCCGAGGAUAGGUUGAUGGUAAAUUAAGUAGAGCAAGGUCUUACGGCUGAGGCAACAUCAAUCGAGGCACACAAAGCGAAAAGCAUGGGAAAGGUGUCUCCACAAAAGAAGAGUGGCAAGAGAACUAAACAAACAAGACCAUUUCACAACUCAAGUGGCAAGUAUCUGAAACCAGGUGCUCUUGCUCAGCUUCGAUCCCAUAAGUCGUCCACUGUCAAGUCUUACAGGAAUUUUAGAAAGAAAAGAGUGGCGAUCUUGCAUUCGAGGAAAACAGAGAAUAGUGUAGCACCUGAAAACAAAGUACAUGAUAAAAGCCCUUUGAUGUUAUCGCCAGUGAAUUUGGCCAAACAAAAUUAUUUGUCUGCUACACCAAAGACUCCACGAAUUGAAAAUUGUCAAUCAGAUUCAAGGCUUGAGUCGCUUCCCAUGGAUUUAUUGGUCAAAAUAUUGUGCCAUUUGCACCAUGACCAACUGAAGGCAGUCUUCCAUGUUUCUCAAAGGAUUAGAAAAGCAGUUUUGAUAGCAAGGCAAUUCCACUUCAAUUAUACGACCCCAGAUCGCUCUCGCCAGGAAAUGUUAUGUACAACGACCCCCUGUCUCUCUGAUCAUUGGCCUUUUCUCUGCAAGGGCGAUGGGAAGAGUAUGAAAAUUUCAAGUCCGCACGCACCCAAAGCACCUAGGCAUGGGCCACGACCGCCUUCUCGCCUAAAACUUUCGGAGAUGCGGCAAGUUGCAGUUGUCCUUUUCAAGGAAUCAGCAUUCCCUUCUCGAUGUAUGAUGCCAUCAGUUUUACCAAAGCCCCUAUCGAAAAGCUUGGCUUCUAAUCGAGUUUUAUUCUACGAGGAUGAAUUAUGUCAGGCUGUUGCUCAGAACAAGCUUCGCUGAUAUAAUCAUGCCAUAUACAUAUACAUCUUUUUCAUCGCCUCAUGUUUUUCUGCUGUAUAGUUUCUGUCUCUAGUUUCUACGAGCAGUAGCGGUAAGAAUAACAAGAAUUCAAUACUUGUGUAUAGUGCUUUGUCUCCAGUUUCUUUUGGGGCAUUUUAGUCGGCGUGUAUAUUUCAAAUGUCUAAAAUGACGAGAGUUAUAAAAUAGCCGGGGUUACUUUUUAUAUUACCAAUACCUGUGUACGUCAAACAAUUGCUUGUUGUUUCUGUAUCGACACUUAGUUGCUCUUUCA